GUCAGCGGAACAGCAGCAGCAGCAGCAUCACCGGAGCCGAAUGGAGUAAUCACAAAGAUAUUAUCCCAGACAGCGUCUCUGUUACUGUUUAGAAACACUGUUUACACCGUUCAAACACCGACACCAUGGCCGAAGACCAGUCCUCUCAGUCCUGGUCCAUCGACCGGGACGACUACGAGCUCAAUGAGGUGAUAGGGAGCGGAGCCACUGCAGUUGUCCAGGCGGCGUACUGCAAACCGAGGAAGGAGAAGGUGGCCAUCAAACGCAUCAACCUGGAGAAGUGUCAGACUAGCAUGGACGAGCUCCUGAAAGAGAUCCAGGCCAUGAGCCAGUGCCACCACCCCAACAUCGUGUCUUACUAUACCUCCUUUGUGGUGAAGGAUGAGCUGUGGCUGGUGAUGAAGCUGCUCAGUGGUGGCUCAGUGUUGGACAUCAUCAAGCAUAUCAUCUCUCGUGGCGAGCACAAGACGGGCGUGUUGGACGAAGCUAGCAUCGCCACCAUCCUGAAAGAGGUGUUAGAGGGGCUGGAGUACCUCCACAAAAACGGGCAGAUUCAUCGGGAUCUAAAAGCUGGAAAUAUUCUCCUCGGGGACGACGGCUCGGUGCAAAUUGCUGACUUCGGUGUGAGUGCCUUUCUUGCAGCAGGAGGAGACAUGACCAGGAACAAGGUUCGGAAGACGUUUGUGGGGACGCCGUGCUGGAUGGCGCCUGAGGUGAUGGAGCAGGUCCGCGGCUAUGACUUCAAAGCCGACAUCUGGAGUUUCGGGAUCACAGCCAUUGAGCUGGCCACGGGGGCUGCACCAUAUCACAAAUACCCACCAAUGAAGGUGCUGAUGCUGACUCUGCAGAACGACCCUCCCUGUCUGGAGACGGGCAUCACAGAUAAGGAAAUGGUGAAGAAGUACGGCAAAUCCUUCAGGAAGAUGCUCUCCCUGUGUUUACAGAAAGAUCCAGAAAAAAGGCCAACUGCAGCCGAGCUGCUGAAGCAUAAAUUCUUCACGAAAGCCAAAAACAACGAGUACUUGCAGGAGAGGCUUCUACAGAAAGGACCGACAAUAACGGAGCGAUCCAGAAAGUCUGUCAUGUCCAUCCUGCAGUCCCCCAGAGUGAAGGACGGGUCCCAGAACAUGGAGCUUUUCCCACCAGCAGAUGGCUCCACACAACAUCUGCAGCCGCAAGGCGCCGCCCAGGAGAGUCCCGCCGCUGCGGGCCAGGCAGGAGAGGACGCUCCACCGCAGGCUCCCGCUCAGACGGCGAGCCCCUCACACGCACCCACCGCUCAGGAUCCAGCUGCAGCCAAUGCCAGCGUUCCCAUCAGCCUCGUCCUGAGACUGAGGAAUCCCAAGAAGGAGCUCAAUGACAUCCGGUUUGAGUUCAUGUCCGGCAGAGAUUCUGCUGACGGAGUUUCUCAGGAGUUGGUCUCAGCCGGUCUGGUCGACGGGCGGGAUUUAGUCAUUGUUGCUGCCAAUUUGCAAAAGAUUGUCGAUGAUCCUCAAAGUAACAAAAAUGUGACUUUCAAGUUGGCAUCCGGCGUGGAGGAGUCUGAAAUUCCUGAUGAUAUUAAACUCAUUGGAUUUGCGCAGCUCAGCAUCAGUUAAGUCAAGCAGAGCCGUCAGCAGAGGACAGAAACUAAUGGUAUUGCACAGCUGCAUUGUAGUCAAUUCCAAGAAACCACUACUGCCAAAGAGAGGAGGAGGAGGAGGAGCAGGAGGAGGAGCAGGAGGAGGAGGAGGUGACAGUAAGCUGGCAGGAGUGUGACACUACUGCAGGAUGCAUGAGGACCACAUUGAGAAGGGGCUCAGUUCAUUACGGGAAUCACACUUGAAACGUUUACAGUGCGCUUAUACAGUAAAUGGGAGAUGCAAUCAACUA
Plectropomus leopardus (leopard coralgrouper) is the source of this 1872-nucleotide messenger RNA. Lineage: Eukaryota; Metazoa; Chordata; Actinopteri; Perciformes; Serranidae. The record is from RefSeq and is a predicted model, not a curated record.